Molecule: messenger RNA, 1197 nt
Organism: Cyprinus carpio (common carp)
Lineage: Eukaryota; Metazoa; Chordata; Actinopteri; Cypriniformes; Cyprinidae
Exons: 5
Coding region: 77-1078 (333 amino acids)
Source: RefSeq, a predicted model, not a curated record
UUGUUACACACUUAACAUACAGGUGUCUUUCAGAUUGUAAAAGGUAAUAGUCUUUUUCUGAUUUUAAUUUCAGAAAAUGUAUGCGUACCCCUUUUUUCAACGCCAAUCGGCAACAUCAAGCCGACUCCUCAUGGCGCCUUCGGCGGAGGCAAAGCGCCUUGAAAAUGUGGAGUCUGGAAGGGCCAAACCUAAGGAGGAGGUGCUGGCAGAGGCCAGUACUUUUGUCAGCACAAACGGUGGAGACCCCAGUGACCAGUUUUUAGUACUGGCUCACUGCAAACUUCAGUUUGGGAAGUACCAGGGUCAGAGAUUUAGAUGGCUCCUGGAAAACUCUCUGGGGUACGCAGUGUAUUUGGUGCUCAGCAUUUCCAAUGAGACAGCGCAGACAACCCCCCUGUCAGAAAAUAAACAACUGUUCCUACAGUACACUUCUCAAAUUAGAGAGAUGGCAGAAGAAGUGGAGAAAUAUCAGAGGAAGCAGGAAAUGCAAGCAGAAGCCCGGGCAACUGGAGACCAGGGCUGCUUGAUGGUGGAGUUUGGUGACUUCCAGGGCCGGUCCAUGAAGGAUGUUUAUGAGGACCAGAGCAAGGAGGCCCAAGCCCUCAUCAGGUACCUGGUUAAGGCAGAUGCCAGGCCCAAAACCAACAUGGCCAUUUUCAAGACAUAUGUCCUGAAAAGACGGGCUUCUGCUGUGGGCACCAGCGUACGUCAGCCUGCACCUCAUGCUGCAACCUCCAGUGCCUCUGCAACUGAACCUGCAGCUAUCCAAACUGGUGUACAGCAGACCGCCACUGUGAAAGCACUGUUGGCACGUGGCAAACAUUUGUCUCCUUCACAGUUGGCGAGAAAACUCAUGUCACCAGUUAAACACUAUCCAUUACUGCAGUCCACUUUACCUCCUCCAGCAGCAGAACCCCCAGCCAAACAUUUGGCCCGAAUGCAGCUUUUUGCUACUGGCACUUCCGUUCCCACUGUUGAAGAUGACGAUGAGGAGCUGGUAUUUGCUGCAUCACAAUGUGAAGCACAGCUAAAUACAGAAUUAUGUCACAUCAUGCCUCAAGCGGGAUGCAUUCUUUGAGUGCACCUCUUCAAAACCUGAAGGAUGUCCAAAGAGGCCUGUGCAGGUCCGUCUCCAUCAGUGGAAACGGCCAAGACACCAGACCUUUCACAUCAUCAGCCACCAGCUGAGCUUCCAAG